AUGAGCAACAAUUAUAAUAAUACUAGAACACAACCAUCCUACUCCACACCAGCAAAGGAUGAGAUGGGUAAAACAUCAUCACUCACUACUCCCAUACAUUCUCAUCUUGGAGUUCCAACUCCCCUGAAGACAACCCCACCAAAUACAACCGUAUCGGCAACACCGACGAGUAGUGCUCUCAGAGGAACAACAACAGGUACUUUGAGAGACCCUCAGGAAACAGUCUUCUAUGGACACGAUCAUGGCACUCUUCAUUCUUCGUACGGUCAGCAGCCGCAGCAACAGAGUUUUUAUCCAUACAGCCCAAGCACCGCUCUCAAUGUUAAUUCUCUUCCCUACUCCAACACCACCUCCAACUUUUCAAACCCUGCCACAACCAGCAACAGCGCUGUCCUUCCAUCAUCAUCCAUGAUUUUCCCACAAUCGACCAGUUCCUUCUCUCUUCCUUCUGUAAAUUACAAUCCAACCUCGAAUAAUCCAAGCAACGUAGCAUCAAUGAGUAAUAGUCGUGCAAGGGUACAAGGAACAACAACACCCACUUCUAAUUUUCAACAACUCUACUCCUCUGCUCAUCGUUCAAAUUUGACAUCAACAGCCGGCACAUCAGCAAUGGGAUAUAAUAGCCGCAGUCCAGGAACAAUUGCAAACACUAUUGUAAAUGAUCCAUCGAUUGCAUACAUUCGUCAACCACAAUUUAUUCAACAGGUUCCCGAAGGCUCGGGCUCAUAUCUAGAACCACAAAUAUUGCCUGUUAGAGGAGAGCAACAACCAGUUCAAUUGUUGACAACAUCGAAGGCCCAACGGGACGGCGGAUUACAAUAUGGCUACGAACAAUACUUGCCAACGACCACCACUGGUUCGAGCUCUCAAUUGCAUCCAACAACAAGUCAACACUAUCAACCACGUCCAACAAGUAGCUUGAGCAAUCAAAUACCAACAUCAUCUGGUAGUCCUCAGGGAGGAAACGUAAUGCAACCAAACUAUAACACAUAUGGUACUACUACUUCCAAUUAUUAUCAACAAUAUGGAAACAUGACAGGCUAUCCAUCCACACAUAAUAAUUCAAAAACAGCCUCACUUUCGAGAACAAACAGUACACAAAUGAUACCUGGAUCUUCGUUGAAUUGCCCAAUCAUUGUCACAGAUGAUCAUGGUCAGCAGUAUAUGCAACGGCAAAAUCCAAUGUCCCAAAAUUAUAUUCAAAAUAUGAACGCACGAAGUUAUUCACCAGCAAUUUAUAGUGGAGGGCAUCAAGCACAACAUUAUACAUCCUAUGCUCAACCCCAAACUAGUCAAUAUAUUGUUACAACCUCAACACCUCCUCAAAUGCCACCACCUCAAAAUCACAUCGCUACUGUAUCCCAAAAUCAACCAUCGACAUCAAACAGCAAUUAUCCUGUCGGAUUGUUAGUUGGUUCGAAAUAUAGACUUAUGAAUAAGAUUGGAAAUGGAGCUUUUGGUGAAGUCUUUCUUGCUCAAAAUACCGACCAAUCACAAGAUUUUUAUGCAGUCAAGCUAGAGACAAUACCGACACCACAAAGCGGACAAAAUAAUGGUGGAAAGCAACAACUAAUUUUUGAAGCAAAGGUUCUAUCAUACCUUUUCAAUGCACCUCCAAAUCCGAAUAGUACAAAUAACAAUAGCAACACUCAGCAAAACCAACCCGCUGUGGGAAUACCUCGCGUGAUCUGGUAUGGAACUGAGGGUUCAUUCAAUAUUAUGGUAAUGGAACUUCUUGGACAAAGCUUGGAGAGCUUAUUCAAGAAAUGCAAUCGCAAAUUCUCCUUAAAAACAGUUUUAAUGUUGGCAGAUCAAAUGCUUCAAAGGAUCGAAUUCACUCACAGGAGAAACUUUGUACAUCGUGACAUCAAACCAGACAACUUUUUGAUGGGUAGAAAGGGCUCGAAUAUGCUACAGUUACUCAAUGGAACAUCGUAUCAGUCAUCAUCUACAAGUAGUCAUCUAAACUCGGAGAAUACCGUUUAUCUCAUCGAUUUUGGUUUAUCAAAAAUGUACUACUCUGAGAAGGGACACAUUCCACUCAGAAAAGACAAGCACCUGACAGGAACAGCUCGUUAUGCAAGCUUGAAUAAUCAUAAGGGUUAUGAACAGUCAAGACGAGACGAUCUAGAAUCCCUUGGCUAUGUCUUGCUUUACUUUUUGAAAGGCGCAUUGCCAUGGCAAGGACUUACAGGAAACACCAAAGAAGAUCACUACAAUAAUAUCUAUCACAAGAAGAAAAAUAUCAAAAUUGUUUCUCUAUGCAAAGGUUUUCCAGUUGAGUUUGCAACGUACCUCAACUAUGCACGUAGCUUGAAGUUUUAUCAAGAGCCUGACUAUCUCUAUCUGCGGAAUUUAUUCUUAAACUUGUUCAUUAGAGAGAAGUUCUCCUUAGAUUAUGAAUGGGACUGGAUUGUGCAAGAUCGAAAGAAUGAACGUCAAAAAUAA
Messenger RNA from Naegleria fowleri, 2448 nucleotides. RefSeq lists its product as uncharacterized. Bases 1 to 2448 code for a protein of 815 amino acids. NCBI's taxonomy places the organism in Eukaryota, Heterolobosea, Eutetramitea, Acrasida, Naegleriidae. Gene Ontology annotation, cellular component: cytoplasm; nucleus. Gene Ontology annotation, molecular function: protein serine/threonine kinase activity; ATP binding. The transcript has 2 exons. Gene Ontology annotation, biological process: signal transduction; peptidyl-serine phosphorylation. The record is from RefSeq and is a predicted model, not a curated record.